GUUUUUUACUUAAGCGCCUCAGGUGCUGCAUGGUGGUGUGGGUAUCUAUUGCGACGGUGUUUUGAAAUACGUAAACAGAAUUACUCAUCUGCCCUCAGCGCAUGAUAUUUAUUGAAUGUUUGACAAGUUGUCGGUGUUACACAUUUAAUUGAUAUUACUAGUAUUUCUGUCACCGAAAACUACGUCAUUUUUCAUCUACCUCAGUAUGGAGAAGAAGUUUCAAAGUACAGAAGUUGGUUAUUUUGGUGAUCCUAAAGUCAUUCUCCGCGUGGAACAGUAUUUGAAGAACCACAAGGAGAUGGGAGAAAUCGACACUGAAGAAAUAGCAGAUAGUCUGCAAAAGAAAUAUCCUGAGUAUAUGAGAAGAAAAAAGAAAGCCUUCCAGGGGCUUGUGGCGAGAGCUGUUUCUGUCCUCGUGAAAGAAAAUGAAAAAGACUUGGAUGAUGAUGAUGAUGAUUAUUAUAAUGAAGAAGGAGAUGGAGACUAUAAUUCAUCUGUUGAAAGUGACUACGAUUCCAUAAAUGAACAUGAAAGCAACAGAGCCAAUGAACAACAAACUUCUCUCUACUUUCAGAAUUCACGAGAAUCCAGAGGUGAAAAAGAAUUGAUAAACAUCAGUAGUGAUGAUGAUGGUGAGGAAGAUGAACGUGAUGAUAACAUAAAUGAAGACAUCAGAAGGGGUAUACUGAAGAAGUUAGUGUCAGAGACAACUAUUGAGCCUGUCAAGUCUCGGACAGUAAAGUCCCAAGAUGUCAAAAGUGUAAAAAGCAAAACCAAUUCAAAUACAACAUUGAAGCAUAGCAAUCCGGUGCUGAAAACAGCAUUGCUGAAAAAUCCUACCUCAUUAAAAUAUGGCGAGAUAGUAAAAACCAAAGAUGCAGAUGCAUGCUCAAAUAAAAGAAAGCGAAACAAUGAUCACCUACCUGAUGCAUCUUAUCAAAAGAUUCCCAAAAAGAAGUUUCCUCAAUUAGAAAACGACUCAAAACGGGAUUCUGACAGAGGUGAAUUUGAAGCACGCAAAGUUGAUGUUACGUUCAAAGAUUUCGCAGGCAACAAAGAAAUUUUAAAGGAGCUGUCGAAGGUUAUCCUUCACGUAGCUCAGCCGAAGAUUUAUUCCACGCUGGGGAUAUCUCCACCGCGGGGCCUGCUGCUAACAGGUCCACCAGGGUGCGGCAAGACGCUGCUAGCCGAGGCAGUGGCCGGGGAACUGAACGUGCUGCUGCUGAAAGUGUCUGCCUCGGAGCUGGUGUCGGGAGUGUCCGGCCAGUCGGAGGAGCGCAUCCGGGACCUCUUCAAGGAAGCCGUGUCGUUGGCUCCGUGCGUCCUGCUGCUGGAAGAAGUGGACGCCAUCACGCCCAACAGGCACACGGCCCAGCGCGAGAUGGAGAGGCGCAUUGUUUGUCAGCUGCUCUCCUGUCUGGAUGAUUUGGGCCGCAGAGAGCAAGGACACCACGUGCUGAUAAUCGGGACCACGAAUCGUCCCGACUCCAUCGAUCCAGCUCUUCGUCGAGCCGGAAGGUUCGACACGGAGCUUGCUCUCGGUAUUCCCGACGUGGAAGCUCGGACGGAGAUUCUCAGGACCGUGUGCAAGUCCUUGAAGCUGGAGCCACAGUUUGACUACGAGAGAAUGGCGAGGCUCACGCCUGGAUACGUUGGUGCAGAUCUCACCUCGCUAGCGAGGGUGGCGGCCAUUAAUGCAUUUUUCAGACAUUUUGAAAAUACGAGGCAAACUCUAAGUGCCGGAAUAGAUAAAAACCAGAAGACCCUCAAGAACAAUUCGUCUAAUAUGGAAAUAUCGGACGAUGAUUCAGCUGCCAACACAGGCAACGGGGAUUGUGCUGUGGUGGACGGCGAAGCGAGGAAGGAGAAGUCGGCGGGGAACGCAGCGGAAGAGAAUCUCUGCGGCUGGCUGUGCAAGCAGCCCCCGCUGUCGGACAAGCAGCUGGAGGGCUUGUGCAUAACGACGCAGGACUUCUCCGUGGCCCUGAAGAAGGUCUGCCCGUCCGCCAAGAGGGAGGGCUUUGCGACGGUGCCCGACGUGACGUGGGAAGACGUGGGGGCUCUGCACGACAUCCGGCAGGCCUUGCAGAUCGCCAUAUUGGCGCCGGUGAAGUACUCGAAACUGUUUGCGUCCGUGGGCAUCUCCGCUCCGGCGGGAGUUCUGCUGUGUGGCCCGCCCGGCUGCGGCAAGACUCUGCUGGCGAAGGCAGUUGCGAACGAGGCGGGCAUCAACUUCAUUUCUGUCAAGGGCCCCGAGUUGCUGAACAUGUAUCUGGGUGAAAGCGAGCGAGCCGUACGCCAGUGUUUCCAGCGAGCAAGAAACUCUGCCCCGUGUGUUAUAUUUUUUGAUGAACUGGAUGCUCUGUGCCCAAAGAGAUCAGAGAGCGGAGAGGGAGGAGCCAGCAUGCGGGUGGUGAACCAGAUGCUGACGGAGAUGGACGGCGUGGAGGGCAGGGGGGGAGUGUUCCUGAUGGCCGCCACGAACCGGCCGGACAUCGUGGACCCCGCGGUGCUGCGGCCGGGCCGGCUCGACAAGAUCCUGUACGUGGGCCUCCCCUCCGUUGCGGACAAGGUCGACGUGCUGCGCACCCUCACCAAGAACGGCACCAAGCCAGAACUGUCUCAGGAUGUCAGCUUAGAGGAGAUAAGCUCUUGGGAGAGCUGCGAAGGUUACUCCGGGGCGGACUUGGCUGCUCUGGUCAAAGAAGCAGCUGUGGUGGCUAUUCAGGAAGUGUUGGGUGCACCAGCGGAGAAAGUGGUAGUUUGUCGGAACCACUUCCUUCAGGCUGUGAAAAGCAUAAGGCCUUCAGUAACAAAGAAGGACCGUUUGUACUACGAGAAGCUGCAGAAGUUGUACUCUCCCCCUCCCGUGAAGGACCAGCAGCUCUGGUCGGCAGCGGUGGAGGCCAGCGUAGAGCUGACCAGCAGCAGUUCCGUCGCAGCCCACGAGAGGGAGCAAAGUGACACGACGCAGCAGAACUCUGCAGUGUCCUCGCUGUUCACGGAGCAACACGACACAUUGCAGAACACACCUCCGCAUGCGACGGCAAGGCUGGAAGAAAGUUCCCAGGACUCUUCGACACCAAAAACUGCAGAGAACAAGGACAGUGCCGACAAACAGAGUUCUGAUGUCGACUCCACCCUGGAUGUAGACAAGUCUCCUGAACCGAACUUGAGUGAUUCUAGGUGAAAAUAUUUUUGGUUGAGGUGGUUUGUGAUCGCAUAUCAUACGCAGUGGUGGUUUUGCAUUGAAGCACAAAUGCACAGGAACCCAAAUUUCCAAAUCAAUAUUCAAUUAACAACUAAUGUAGUGAAGCAAAAAGUUUAUGUAAAAACUCUAAAACAAAUACCAGGAUGGCCACCCAACCGGGAAAAUCGGGAAAUCUUGAAUUAGCCGAGAAUUUUUUUGGUGCCUAGAAAUCAGUGUGAAACAAGACAAUUUUUUAAAGCCAUCUGGAACUAUCUGUGGGUCUAGCAUGUUGAAAAGAGCAUAGUUGAAGAGCUGCACCAUGGUGCCUACAGACUGUGUUAUUUAUAGUUUACUGCACUUGUUGGGAGGUAUUGCUAGUUCAAUAAUGUGUGUGUAAUUUCUGACAUUAAUUUUAAUUCAUUUUGUAACAAAAAUCAUAGGGCCUGACAUGAUUUAAACAUUUCAGGACUUAAAAUAUUAGUAUUUGGUGCUAUUAAAAUUUGAUAUUUGAAAUUGGCAUAUAGACUCAUUUAAAAGAACCAUACAUGAUAAUUUCUAAUACUACAGCAAAUAAUAAAUUAAGUUUGUGCUAACAGCAGUAGUGUAGACUUAAAACUUAACCAAAUCUGUUAACUAUUAAGCAUUUUUAUAUCUUUGCAGACUAAAUAGCAGACAUUGCAAAGCCAAAAUUUUCACGAGGUUUUAGUGAUUCAACCCGCAAACAGCAUUACCAUAACCAUAACCAUAUUCAUCUAAAUAUAAUGGUAUGAUUUUUACCAAAACUAUGGAAGAUAAAACUGGGUGUCAAAGGUUAACUUGCCAUUGGGAAAGUCAAAACUACAGGUGCCUCUUAAAUGUGUUAUUUAUGCUACUUUAGACAGCUGUUACUUACCGCCAUCUGAUCCUCCACUUAGGUGAAAUACUACACACUGCCUGUAAACUGCCUCCUUAAUGCCACUCUAGUCCGGGGCUUCCUGGACUCAGCACAGGCGUGACAGAUGAGAGAUGCUGGAUGAGGGGGAGGGUGCAAAUGGAGUGUCCCUGGGUUCGCUCUGCUUCUCUUCACUGAGGCUGCUGGGGAAGACACUCUCUGUCCUCUUUCACCCUCCCAGGCUACCACUGCAUUCUUUACCUUCUGGACUUCUGAACAGCCACCCCUUUUGAACUAGUCAUAAAACACAGUUGUUUUUUUUCUAACUGCUGCUUGGUGUUUCUAAAAAGAGACUAUAUAAAUCCCUCUACUGGCAAAAGUGGCACUAGAUAGGGUCUAGUAAAUAUGGAAUAAAUAUAGCAAUUAAAACAAUUUUAAAGUGCUAUGUAUUUGAAUUGAAAUUUCUAACCCAUAAUGUCUUUUUCAUAAUCUCAUUGUAGUGACACAACUCUAGAUGCCUACACAUUACUUUAUAAAUCUGUCUUGUUAUUAACUAUGAUGUUAUAUUUGUGUAUUUCAAACAUAAUAAUGUACCGAACUAAAGUGUGUGUUCAUAAGAAAAUGAUAAAUUCAGUUUCCACAAUUCCUUAUUUUAAUUUUAUGUCAUGAACAUAUUAAGUUUUAAAUAGAUACAACAUAUGUCAGAAAUAUGAAUGAUACCAAGCAUUGAACAAUUCUGUCAGUACCAAAAUACAUUCGCAAAUAGAUAAUUCAUCAAUUGUUAAUCUCAAAAUAAGAUUACAUAUUCUGAAACUUUAUUCUAAAAUAAAUAUAAUUCCAUGCUCUGGCUUAGCUUAGUGCUUGAAGAACAGGACCUCUGAGUCUAAAUUACUCAGAUUCAUGUGAACAAGUAAAUUAAUCAGUGUGUGAUUCAACAUAUAAGAUAAGCUAAAAUCAUCAGGUUAAAUAGUUAUUUCAAUCAGUUGGCAACGAUUAAUAUCAAAAUGAUUUGAUUCAACCAAGAAGUUUACAAAUUACAAAUUCAUUAGAAUUUAAAAGACGUGAAUUUAAUUAAGCUUGGACAUCAGGACAGUGGUACAAUAUUACCUUUAAGGAACAGACAGUACAUUUAGCAUUGUGAUAUCGAACAUAAAUAUUCAACGCCCUGAAGAAUAGAUAAUCAAUGUAUUGUCAGCUUCCAGCGGCAGUUAGUACUCAUCACGAACCGCGAUCCUAUUCCGGUUCCUGAGGUUUCUGCUGGUGACUCGACGAACGAGGUCCUAGGUUGGAUUCAGCUGUAGAUGGCUCUUGGGAUGGUCGCACGAUGACGCUUCCUUCCUUUCUUCAGUCGACGUAGUGGACUCAUCCGUAUUUCCUUUAUUUCACUUGUGCUGUGAACUAUAAUACCGAAGUCAUGUUCUGGUCUCCUUACAAAUUCAUGCUAUCAUCCAAAUUUUCCAUUAUCUUAUUACAAUUCAUGAAAUAUAGGAAAUAUUUCAAUUCUUCAUGAAUUAUAGUGAAAUUCUUCAGAAGAGUCUUCUAGAACAUGUAUUAAAUAUUUCAAUCAUCCUUAAAUAAAGUUUAACACAAUUAAUUACAAUUGUUGAAUUAUACUUCUGACUUUAGUUCUGGAAUCUUUCUUGUUGGUUAAAAAUCACAAAAUUAUUUCCUUGUACAAACUUUUCUUUACAAUAUAAUAUAAAUUUGUAUAAUUUUUACACCACUUCCUAUUCAACCAUAGAUUUAGAAAACCAUAUAUUUAACUAUAGGUACAAAAACAAAAACUAAACACUUGAAAGUAAGCAAACAUUUAACACAAUUUUUCAUCGCUCAUAGAGAACACAUGAAUAGAUAGUAAUUAUUACCAGUACAAUUGUUUUGGAAAUUUAGCUAUUAAAAUAUUUAACAGGUUAAUCAAAACGUUUGGGGUCACAUUAUUUUCGGGUAAAUGCUGUAUAUUUAUGUAAACAUUACAUGUAUUGAAUUUUCUUUGAACUUUUUUUUUCUACUAUUGGUCUUCUAAAAUUGUGAACCCUUACAAAGCUGGCACUGGCUGUAUGUAUGUACCUGAAAAUAAUCACAGUAGAAACCUGCACAUGUUGUAUAUAAAAUCUAUGUAGUAUAUAUUUAAAAAUAAGAUUUAUCUUUCUAGAUCUUGUUUACGAUGUUCUUUACAGAGUUUUGUAACAGUAUGUGAGUAAAACUUGUGAGAAAUUUUA
Molecule: messenger RNA, 6280 nt
Organism: Bacillus rossius redtenbacheri
Lineage: Eukaryota; Metazoa; Arthropoda; Insecta; Phasmatodea; Bacillidae
Product: nuclear valosin-containing protein-like
Exons: 15
Coding region: 206-3190 (994 amino acids)
Biological process (GO): ribosome biogenesis
Cellular component (GO): nucleus
Molecular function (GO): ATP binding; preribosome binding; RNA binding
Source: RefSeq, a predicted model, not a curated record